Calliphora vicina (urban bluebottle blowfly) is the source of this 1799-nucleotide messenger RNA. Its product is annotated as lysosomal acid glucosylceramidase-like. The transcript is spliced from 8 exons. Bases 43 to 1743 code for a protein of 566 amino acids. Gene Ontology annotation, molecular function: glucosylceramidase activity. Gene Ontology annotation, biological process: glucosylceramide catabolic process. The record is from RefSeq and is a predicted model, not a curated record. Lineage: Eukaryota; Metazoa; Arthropoda; Insecta; Diptera; Calliphoridae.
GCUACUGGUGUUCGGUUAAAAAAAGGUGUAAACUUAAUAAGUAUGAUUAGUUUCAGUGAAGUGAUUAAUGAAAGCACAACACUGAAAGUAUUUUUGCAAACCAAAAUGAUAAAAGAAAAAUUUUACUUAAAAUUUGCAAUAUUUUUAACAAUUUUGGCUUAUGUUGGAGCCGAAAGCACACCUUGUAAUUUGCGUGAAACACCUGAUGGCGGUGUUUGCGUCUGUACAGCCUCGUAUUGUGAUUACUUAGAAGAUCCUACACCGGAAGAUGAACCACAGUUUAGUUUAGUGUCAUCAUCGAAGGCUGGUCUACGUUUUGAAUCUACCAAAGGUCUUUUUAAUCUUUUCAAAAAAUAUUAUAUUUUUGAUUACGAUCAACGUAUGCAAACCCAAUCGGAAAAUGAGAAAGCUCAAAUAAAUGGAAGAUUUACUCCAGCACGCACUGUACGUUUGGAAAUAAAUCGUGAUAUUAAAUAUCGCAAUAUAGUGGGUUUUGGUGGAGCAUUUACUGGUGCAGUUUCUUAUUUAUUGCAAAAACUACCACAAGAAUUACAAGAUCAGCUUUACAAAUCCUUCUACUCUGCCGAUGGCAUUGGUUGGAAUCUAUUGCGUAUGUCUAUAGGAGGUUGUGAUUUUGAUUUGGAACCUUGGGCUUACAACGAACAACCCGAAAACGAUGCGCUACUAACAAAUUUCACGAAACUAGAUCCCCGUGAUGAAGAGAAAGCUAAACAAAUUCAUCGCCUAAAACAUGUUUCCAAUCCCUCUAAUCUGAGAAUUAAAGGUGCCGCUUGGAGUCCUCCAAAAUGGAUGAAAUCGAAUAAUGAUUGGACUGGUUUCAGUCAUUUGAAAAAGGAAUACUAUCAAACAUGGGCGGAAUAUCAUUUGAAGUGGCUGGAAAUAAUGGAAAAUAAUGGUUUGCCUGUGUGGGCCAUUUCUACGGGCAAUGAACCCAUGAAUGGUUUGUUCUUUAUGAAUUUUGUUAAAUUUAUGAGUUUGGGCUGGUCUCCACUUCACCAGGCCGAUUGGUUGAGUGAUCAUUUAGGUCCCACCAUUAGAAAUUCUAAAUAUAAAGAUCUAAUUAUAUUCGGAAAUGAUGAUCAACGUUAUACCUUCCCGAAUUGGUUCCAAAUGAUGAAGAAAAAGCGUUCAGAUUCUGUGGACUACAUAGAUGCCUUGGGUGUUCACUGGUAUUGGGAUGAAAUUUUCAAACCCAGUCUUAUUGACAAGACGCUGGAAAAAAUGCCCGAGAAAAUGUUAUUAAUAACUGAGUCCUGUAUUGGUGAUAAACCCUGGCAAAAGUCUGUUCCUGCUUUGGGUUCUUGGUAUCGUGGUGAAAAGUAUGCCAGGGCCUUCUUGCAAAACUUGCAACAUGGCUAUAAUGGUUGGAUUGAUUGGAAUUUGUUGCUAGAUCAAAAUGGUGGACCUAAUUAUGUUGAUAACACCGUAGAUGCUCCCGUCAUAGUUGAUACAAAUAAUCCCACUGAAAUCUUGAAACAACCCAUGUUUUAUACAAUGGGUCAUUUCUCGAAAUUUAUACCAGAAAAUUCUGUACGCAUUGACGCGAUUCGUAGCAAUGUGAAUAUUGAUAGUGUGGCUUACUUAAGACCUGAUGGUUCAAUUUCUACUGUUCUUUUCAACAGCGGCAAUGCUAAUGUGGAUAUUACCGUUGUGGAUAGUAUUAGAGGUACUAUUGUCAUUAACUUGCCUCCCCGUUCUAUUCAUACUUUACUUUAUCGUUGAAAAUUUAGUAAUAAAUAAAUUGUUUUAAAUAAAGUUGUUUAUUUUUAUAAAUCUAA